Messenger RNA from Prorocentrum cordatum, 896 nucleotides. Lineage: Eukaryota; Dinophyceae; Prorocentrales; Prorocentraceae. The record is from the annotation of a GenBank genome assembly.
AGUCGUUUCGGCUCGGGGCACGAGGGCCUCCGCCCACGCCGCGCGAGAGCGAGGCCGCUUCGGACCAGCGCGGGAGCACCGCCCCAGCGGGCGCGCCCGGCGCACCAUGGCCGAGGCGAGGGCUCCCGAGUUCCUGAGCUUCAACAGCAAGAUCUCGCCCGACAUCGGCUCCUUCCAGCAGCCCAGCGCGUCAGAGCUCGAGGAGAUGAAGAGCAAGGACCCGCCCCUGAGGUACACCUGGACCAUCUGGGAGCAGGUCGCGCAGAACCCCGGCGAGAAGCAGCCCAAGGAGUAUUCCGAUGCCACGCACCGCGUCGCGUCCUUCUCCACGGUGAAGGGUUUCUGGAAGUAUUGGAACCACCUGCCGCAGCCCAGCGAGCUCCUCGACGGGAAGAAGUUUGUGCGGGAAGUAGACGGCUCGCGCAGCAUCGUCGACGCCUUGAUGGUCUUCCGCGAAGGCAUCAAGCCCGAGUGGGAAGAUCCGGUCAACGCCAGUGGCGGGCAUUUCCAAUUCCAGUUGCCUGCUUCGCUCGGCGGAGGCCCAGUAGACGAGAAGUGGAACAACAUUGUGCUCGGGCUGGUCGGCGGGUCCAUCGAGCCUGCCGAGAUGAUCACCGGGGUCCGCCUGGUGGACAAGAUCGUGCUGAAGAGCCGCAAUCCUGCAGUGCGCAUCGAGGUGUGGUUCUCGAACAUGGACGACGCAGAUAAGGUCGACCUCCUGGAGAGCAACCUGCAGAAGUGCAUGGCGGCUCGUCUGGAUGGCACGUGCGGCCAGCCCGAUUGGGGCAAGAUCGAGCGGAAGCCGCACGGCAGCCAGAAGAAGUGAGGGGCUCGAGCGGGCACCGCGUCAGCGGUUGCCGAAAAAGAGGAGAGGGUUGGGGGUGCCAGAGGCAGCC